This is a messenger RNA of Phlebotomus papatasi, 944 nucleotides long. Its product is annotated as histone H3.v1-like. The record is from RefSeq and is a predicted model, not a curated record. NCBI's taxonomy places the organism in Eukaryota, Metazoa, Arthropoda, Insecta, Diptera, Psychodidae. The coding region runs from base 80 to 661 and encodes 193 amino acids. The transcript has 2 exons.
AGAUAUAUAUAACGUAUGUAACAAUGUCAUUAGUUUUCAGUAUCAAAGUGACAAGUGAGUAGCUCAACGUAAAUCCAAGAUGAUUAAAUUAAAAACUUCCGUGCUUAUUUGUCUAGCUAUAAUACUGCAAGGAAAAUUUUCAGCAACAACCGCCCAAAAUUCUGAAGAAAAUGAACAGAACGGUCAAUCUCCACCGGAUACUCCCUCAGAACCAGCCCCAGAGGAAGGAGAAGAGCCAAACUCGCAUGAAGAAGAACCAGCUUCAGAAGCAGAAGAAUCAGCUUCAGAGGAAGGAACAGGACCAACUUCAGGAGAAACCCCAGAUGAGCCAGACGAAGAAGACAUAACUGAUGGUGAAGAAGAAGAAGAAGAAGAAGAAGAAGAAGAAGAAGAAGAAGAAGAGGAGGAGGAGGAGGAGGAGGAAGAAGAAGAAGAAGAAGAGGAGGAGGAGGAGGAGGAAGAAGAAGAAGAAGAAGAAGAGGAGGAGGAGGAGGAGGAGGAAGAAGAAGAAGAAGAAGAAGAAGAAGAAGAAUCUACGGAUCGUCAUAAGAUUCGUAAUCCAUGGAACUGGUUUUUCGGAACUAGGGAUAGGCAUUCUGAAACUGAAACCACUAAAACUCGCAAAAAACCAACAUGGAGCAUGAAAGAUUUUUGGGGAUGAAAUUCGAUGUAUGAAGAGGUAGGGGAAGACUUUCAAGAUUCGCACACACCCUGGCUUCGAACACUUCAUAUUUUUGUCAUAUUCCUUCAGUGUAAAUCUGACCUAAAUUUUCCAGAAAAUGUGACUUAAUAGAACCUAUUAAUUUAUAUUGCCUGAGGUCAAAUUCAUAUAAAAGAAUAUGGAAAAAAUAUGAAGUACUUGAAACCUGAGUGUGUGAAAAGCCUGAAAACCUUUCCGUAUCAUUUAAAAUUUUGUGAAAAAUAAAAUUGUAGCAAAUGCAUAA